Molecule: messenger RNA, 29664 nt
Organism: Xyrichtys novacula (pearly razorfish)
Lineage: Eukaryota; Metazoa; Chordata; Actinopteri; Labriformes; Labridae
Source: the annotation of a GenBank genome assembly
CACCACAGCUCCCAGGAGGAGGAAGAAGAGCUCUGUGUUUUGCAUUCUAUUCUUGCAGUGCAUCAUCGUUCAGAAGAUGCUUGUUGCACCAUGGAAGAUAUUAAACAAACAACAUGGCCCCAAACACAACAUGACCUCCAUCUCGGCAAGUAAAAUUUUUCUGGUGUUUUUCCAUGAUAAGCAUCAUCGGGAAACAGCAUCAUUUAGCCUAGCUUGUUGCCAUGGCAUUUUGUGAAAGGAAAGCUACUGAACAGGCUUAAUUGGUGUCUUUUCCUGUGACAUAAACUGCAUUAGGAUCACAUCCAAAUAUGCUGCCGUGUUCAUCCCUUUGCAUGUAUGUCUCAAUUAGAUUAGGACAGUUUCAUCUCUGUUUUAAUGACUGCAUACACCCACACCAGAGCAUAAAGUAUCCCCAUGAUGAAAAAAAAAACACAUCUCUAUUUGCAAUUUCAUUAGAGUCUCUGACAAAUUGUGCAUGGCUGAAAUGCCUGUAGAUGUAACCUUUAUGGGCCCGCUGAUUGCCUGUAAGAUUCCACUUUGCUGGGGGAUUCAAAUUACAUUUGAAAAUGUUAAAUUAUGUCUGAGAAAAAGCACAUAAACGCUAAACUGUGAAAUAAAAUUGACUCUAGACUGAUAACAGAUCAGUAAAUGCUCUGCAAAUUCUGUAUUUAAGUGUUUAUGGUAGUGUGUGCAUUGCGUUAAGUGACCAGGUAACUGCAGAAAAAGGUGAUUCAGGUACAAAACCAACAUAAGCAUCAAUGACUUCUGAUGUAAAGAGAGCACAUUUCAGCUGGAAAUGCUUCAAAGCACAUUUUGUUUUGCAACACUGUCUACCUCUUUGUAGCCACAGAUGGUCGACGCCAACUCCACUCAACAAAGCCCACUUCUUGCCUAAAAUAUGCUUUUAGGUUGUGGCUACAAGUUUUGACAUUUUUUCACAGCCAGAGGAUAUAAAAGUGGAAUAAUUAGCGAUAAAAAAAGAGAUUAAAAUGGAUAAAUGGGACUUAAUGACUCCCUGAGGAACCCUAACCAAGAGCAGAGUAAAAUCAAAUUAUGAUACAGAUAACAGUGCUUUGGCAAUGAUCAUCCAUAGAUCUCUCUGUGUGCACUCGCACAUACUCCAUUAGAUGAUUGAAAUACAGCCUGUAGUGUUCAUUUGAGUAUUGAUUAUUUAAUUAAGCAGAUCUUAAUGUGCUGAGUAGACAGAUUGUGGCGGUUCGGGCUGAAUUAUGUUGGGUUUUUUUUAACAAAAAUUUCUAGACCAAACAGAACACUUUGAUAUUUUUAUGUUAAUUAAAUUUUUGGUCAUUUUUUUUUGUUCUCUUGUGUUUCCUCACUUAUCACUCCUCAGUUUUCACACCUCUCCAGUGGGGUUCAUAACUACUCCCAGUUUGGCAGAAGACCAAGGAAAUAUCAAUUAAGAGUGCUGAGAUGCACCUCUUUGGUUUCUCAUAUCGAAGCAUUUUCCCUGAAGUCAUCCCUAGCAGCCUCAGUGUUUUGGUUUAAAGUGUUCCCUUGGUGUCCCUGAAACUCCAAUUUCCAGUCAGCUGCUCCGCAGUAGUGGUUUAGUUUACCCGAAUCAAAGCAUUUUGUUAAGGGCACCUUGUUUGUUUUGGCUCCUUAUUAUUUAGGUUUUACUCUUCAUAAUGCUGAUCACUUUGGAUUUCUGUAACGAUACCUCUAGAACGAGUUUAUUUCUUGCAACAAACAAAAAAGUAAUCAUCAAGAAACCAAAAAAAAAUGUAUCAUACAGCUAACGUAGCUGAGGGUUUUUGAAAAAACAUAUAAUGAAAUAAGGAUCUUCUUCUAGACCAUCUGUUGUAUCAAAAUGAGCUUAAUCCGUCAGCUCUUACUUCUAAACUGUCGCAUUUGAAACUCAUUGAAACAGACUUAAAAUGUAUUCAUUGAUUUUUUUAAACCAAAACUUUGGGCAAAAGAGAAAUACAUCUUUGGUACCAGUCACAUUUCAUGACAGUACUGGGGAUCCUGGCUUGAAAAUUAGCCUAGUUACUGUUGCUAUGCCUGCAAUGCAUUGGUUUUGUUUGGUUAAGUACUUAUGCAAUCACAUAAUGAAAGAUGUAGAGUACAAGCUGAGUGCAUUAUUCCCUGUAUCUAUUAAUGUUCAUUCAAAGUUUGCUGUUAUUUCUGAAACACCAGUUUAUCACAGAGGUAGAAAAAAAGUAGGCCAACUAUUAUCAGCCCACCUAAAUGUUUUGCCAGGAAAAAAUUAUCCAAAAAGAACUUUGCAGCUGUGAAACAGUGCUAAAUCAAUUCUGGACACAUUCACUGGUUUUCAAAAUUCUGAAAAAAUACAAAAUAAAUGAAUAAAUAAAACACCCCCUACCCGACCCUGGAGUGAUAAUACUGAUUUAUGUUUCCAGCAGGUGGCGCUCUUACUUUAAUGAAAUAUGUAAACUAUUGAACACAUAAACAUGGUUAUCCCUGGACGCUUGACACAUAUGGUGAGUUUGGAUCAGAUUAGUCCUCGUAUGGCUGAGAUAAAAACUACUUCCUGUUUUCAUGGUAGGACAGCCUCCUUUGCUAACAACUCAAACCUUGGAUAACUUAAUUGUUCAGGUCUCUUCUAGCGUCUAACUUGUGUGAAGUAACUGAGCUCUAACUUGGCCUAUACUUUAAAUAUUUCAGAUUAAGUUAGGACUUAGUUAUGGAUACAAUAAAUAUCGAGGUAAGGCCUAAGUAAGGAUAUGAAUUUAAAAAAGGCUCGGUUAAGGCCUAGUUAAGAGUGUAAUUAUGGCUUAGUUAAUGCUCAAUAAAGGCUUUAUUAAAGGUGUUAUAAAGACUUAUUUAAGAGUGUAAAAAGGUCUGAUUUAAGAAGUACAAAAAAAUUAUGAAUAUAUUUGAGGAUAAAAAAGUAAUUAUAACUAACAAGUAUACGGUGAAUUUAGACUCCUUUGUAAGUCAAUUUUGUCUGUUUUUUUGUUUUUGUGUAUCUGUCCAACCAUCUGUCUGUUUUUUAGUGCCUAGUCAUGUGCACAAACAUGUGAGUCAUUUGUCAUCAUCAAGGCAGGAAGGAGCUGCCAGACAGGGCCCAAUCAAGUGUUCAACACAGCGCUCUGAUUCACAGGAAAUGUAUGCACGAAGCACCAAAGCAUGGACAAGUGCAUUACAAUCAUCAAAGCAGAUGGAUCAUCAUCAUCAGUCGGCUCGCUUUGAGUGGAUCCACAGCUCGUAUCACAAGGAGGGACUUUGUUCUAAAAAGACAUACCAAAAAUCAUGGCAUUUGCUAUUGACUAUGCAUGAUAUAUCAUGAGUUAGACUCAACUAAAGAACUGUAAAAUCAUUAAAGGGAUAUUCUGGCAUUUCUUUAUCAUUUCCUUGAAGUAAUAAUCACUGUAUUACCGCAAGACCUCGGGCGAGUCCAUCGACUACAGUAGGGGACUCAGCUCAAGGAAGAACAUUUAUGAUAAUUUCUUCGUAGAAAUGCAAUCAGACAGAGAUGCUAAGGCAAAAGAACUACCACGUUUGCAGUGCAAAAUGAUUAAUAUGGUGAAAAUUACUUAAAGAAAAUUGUUUUUUUUUUUAGUGAUCAUAAAUGUUCUUCCUUGAGCUGCAUCAUCCAGUUUGCAGUUCGUAAUGGACUGGCCUGAGGUUUCACUACAAACAAGCGGCUGCUGGAAGAGAGUGGGUGACUUGUGUUUAGUCUCUUUGCUAAAGAAAUUAGGCAAAGUAAAAAAGAUGUCUGGUGGCUAGGACCCUACAGGUACUGUUGAUGAAGUUAGGUGCUGUUCUGAGCAUUAUUUGUGGCUAUAGAGUGGCGUUUUGGUUGAGGUUUGUUUAUGGCUCCUCAGAUUCCUGUGUAUUGCUAUCGUGGGGUCCUUAAAGUUGGCAAAACUAGAGAAGAAAGUGAUCUGCAACAUUCAUCUCUCAAGGGGGGUGUCUAACUCCAGGUUGUGGUGUGUUUGACCAUAAAUUAAUUUUAAGCCGGAACAUCUCUUUCAGUUUUUUCUCUCCCUCUUGCCAAGUGCUUGUUCACCGUUUUAUUAAUAUAGAGGCAGAAAAUAACAAAAGGUGACUUUCUUAUAAUGUAAAGUGUGAUGAGGUAAUUGUCACUGUGAUAUAUAAAAACUUAUUGAAUUGUCUGGUUGAUAAAUAAGCUGCUGUUUAUAGGGGUGCUUCCAGUAAUAGCAGCAGUAAAAUUAAUGCUUCUUCUGAUCCCGCUUUCCUGCUAUGCUUUCAUGCUUCCAAAGCUGUAUUUGAUUGCUCUAUUGGCAGCAAUAAAAAUAAUAAUCUUCAGUUUUUUUUCUUUACUCUUUAAGAAGCUUAUCAGCAGGCCAGAGGCACUUACUGAGCUGUCUGUACUUUAUGUGCGCUAUAGAUAAUGCAGAAAUCCCCAUGAGAGUGUCAAUGUGAAGCACGAAUCUUGAAACGCUGCUCCCUGAUCACACUUUUAUACACAGACACCCCCACUGGGAAUAAAUCCCCACUCCAAUGACCAAUCCCCUGUGGAUGUGUCACUGCAGAAAGUGGCGCUUUCUCAGUCACUGUGCAUCUGCCGGUUUGACUUCUUUGCCCUGGAAAGUUCAAAACAGUGUGACACGAUGUGCUUCAUGACUACAAAACAGCCCAGUUUAAUUGAGAUCCAAAAUGUAAUUUAGGGCACCAUAUGUGGAGUCAUGUGUGUGUGUGCUAUAGGAUCAGUCACAGCCAUCUGCACGUGCAUGUGUGAGACUAUGCAUGUGAUAUUGUAAAACUCAUCAUUAUUAAUCAGUAUUGAUUCAAGGCUUUGGCCAACCAUACUUCUUGAAGGUUGCAUGGGAAUUGUGUCCCCCACUGAGAUCUGUGGAGAACUGAAGCACAGCAAGGAAGUGCGAUCAGGUCUGGAAGACAGACAGACGGACAAACAGACAGAAAUUACAGAAGGAGAGGUGUGUGUGUCACUGAGGUCAGUUGUUGAAUGAGUUGCUCAGUCUUUCUCACCUCUCUGAUAAUUACUCCAUAUUGCUGCCCUCUCCGUUGCCAGCGAUCUUAAUGAGCAUCCCUGUGCUCCGUGUUCUGGCUAAUAAAUUCCACUUAAACCCAACCCUUGAUCUCAUAUGUUACAUUUCACUUUCACACCUCACAAGAGGGGAUGCAGCAUGUGCGGAUAUUUCAGUCUAUGGAUAUGAAAUGAGGCUGGGGUGUUUUACAGUUUCAAUCAGAGGAUCAGUGCAUGACUGCUUAUUCAAAUUACACCCGUUUCACAGAGCAACGGUUGAAUCCAGACACAAAAUUGCACUGCAUGUAUUAAAUAUAUUAAACAUUACUCAAAACUGUAACAUCAUUAUGUGCAUGUGGAUAACAGGGAUGUAAAAGGUGUCACAAAUAGUGUGAAAACUGAAGAGAAUCAGCAUCCAUCUACUGUUCACCACAGAUAUGAUGCCAUGUUAAUGUUGUUUAGUGCCAGUGUUGUUUUGUUGGCGAUGACGUUGACGAUAAUCAUAUUUCGUCAACAAAAACAACACUGCAGAAUAUAUGUUUAGUGUUUGACUGACGAAAUGCUCAUGAAUUUUGCAACUCUGUUUGUCGUCCACCACUUACGUUUUUGUCUAGUCUCAUCUCAUCAACGUAAACGCACAUUCAUCUGGUCACAUUUUAGUCAUCUAAGACUUAUGUUUGGCUCGUCAACGUCACGUCUUCGUCGUGGAAAAAAAUAUUUUCGUCAAUGAAAACAACCAGUGUUGUUUUCGUUGAUGAUGACUUUGACAAAAUAUUUUCGUCAAACGUCAUUGACAAAAUAUUUUUUUUAAUGUCUUCGUCAAUGAAAACAACACUGUUUAGUGCACUGCUUUUUUUUUGGCAUUUCUUUUAGAGCAUUCUUUUUCUGUUCGCCAUUAUUGGGACUUAAAGGCCUACGAACAGACGCUGUACAAACUUAAUGAUGUAGUUGUAGAGCGAUGGGACAGCAGAUACAGUAAGAAACUGGUAAGAGAGUCGUAAAGGGUAAAAAGCAUAGACUGUCUACACUAUGGACAACUUGGUUAAGCCUUCCGCCAGUAUACGGAUUUGUAGCCGAAGAACUCCACUUUUUCUCCGCUUCCUGAAACCAACAUUGCGCAGUAGCGCUGUAUGCACUACACCAGUAGCAUUGUACACAUUCGGUGGGAGAGUCACCAAGAGUCACUGUGAUGACUAAUAACUUUUAAAAAUGGAGCUGCACAGAAAAAAUGAGAACUUGAGCACAAACCAGUCUUACAGUAACUACAUGUCAACAUCACAAGAAUGGGGGGGAGCAAAAUUUAUAUUUAUGAACAGUAAAAAAAAAAAAUCAUUGAAUUUAACUGUUGGUCUAUUCAUUUUAGAUGCUGUGAAAUAAAUGUUUAAUAUCACAAUCUGAAACACCAUUACGGGGAUCUGGUUCACAUCUGCCAUUGUCUGGUCAUUUUAUAAUGGAUUUCUACAGAAAAAUGUAAAAAUCACAGACCAUGAAUGUGACAGAAUUUCUUGGUUUACAUUUGCAGACUUAAGAAAGGAUUCACGCUGAGAGUUUGCUGCUGCUAUUCUGGUUUUUGCCUCAAUGCAAACAGCCUCAGUCUGGCAAUCAGAGAGAUAAAAUAUUGGAAGAUGAAAAGACAAUAUGACAGCUUCAUUGGAAUAAAUACAGUUUUAACAUUCACAAAUGAAAAAUCAAUACAACUUAUCCUGCUAAACAUACACAGAAAAGUGCAGAAAAAGAGAAAGGGAGGGGGGAGACUCCAUAAGAGUGAGUGCAGAGCAGAUCUGAUGCGUGUCUGCUCUAAUGAGUCUGUUUGAUGUGAUUAACUGCAGAAUAAGUAUUGAUCUUUAGCAGAAGCAGGAUUUAUUAAUAACAUGUCAGACUCAUGUGAUGAAGUGCUGCUUUUAUUUGAUUUCUUCUAUUAUAUUCCAAUAAAAGCUCUAUUAGUACCUGUCUUUGCUGUCAGUCAGGUCAAAUUUGCUUGAUUUAGGACGAAGGAAUAAUUAAGAUACUUUCACUGAACUCUGCAGGAUGUGUUUUAAAUAAAAGUCUUAUAUUGUAAUUGUGUGUCGAUUCCUGAGGCACCGAGGAGAGAAAUCCCAUCUGUAUGGCAGUAUGACUUCUGUGCUGUCUAACUCAGGGGCAAAAACAUCACUCACCUGCACAAACACACAAACACACACACACACACACCUCAAUACUGCCACCAGCACAAAAACAAGAUCCACAAAAGCAAAGCCCAGCUUCCCUCCUCCUCUGAGGUUUGAGCUCUGUUCUGGCCUGAAAUCCUACAAAAUUGUAAUCUAAAAUGUUACUCGCUUUACACCAGAUUCAUGUGCAGAAAAAAAAGACAAGUGUGUUUUUCAGUGUGAGUAAAUUCACAACACUCUGAGUCAUUUUCCCUCUUUUAUUUCGUCUCCACCCCCCCUUCUUACCGAUAAAAGGCUAUUGAUCGCUGUAUUUUUUCUCAGGCUUUAUCGACUCACACGUCCUUAAUUCAAGAAAAUGCAGUAAAUUCUUCAUGAGGUUUAGCAAAAAAAAAACAAACAUAAUUUGACCUCAAGUAUUGACUAAAUGUGUGCACUUCUCACAGGCAGAGCAGCUACGGUACAAUUCUCAAUUGUAAAUACUGUUCUAAGGAGUUAAAAACGUCUACUUUGUCUCACAUUUUCUAAACACUGCUCACAAGUACGCACAUAAAUGGCUUUUUUUCCAUCUGACUAAAUAUAUCUCUAUGCAUGACAGAGUGUAGGAGUACUCCCCUUCAAUCCUGGCAUGAUGUGCCUUUCUGCACCCCACUACCAUCAUCUGAGACAGGAGAGAAACUACGCACAUGCUGGACUAAAAAAGACAGAUUCCACAGUGGAGCGGCGAAUGAAUCAAAGGCAGUGAGCUUGAGAUAAUCACAGCCAGGCACUCUGCGGUGGGAUCAAAAGUUUCUGCACCUGCCACAGUGCGCGUGGAGGAGAAAGAGGACCGUACACCUCCUAUCCUGAAGGGACCAUGACACAAACACAACAUGACUGAUGACUGUGUACACACGUCAGGACUUGUUUCUCAGCUCUCAUUUGUACGUGGCUUGUUUUUUCAGGGUUUGGUUCUGAGGUGAGACUCAAGGGGAAACAUAUGGGAAUGAAAACUGUUGUUAUUUGCUGAGGUGAUGCGUUGGAGUGUUUCAUCUGAGGGGUGUGAUGUCUGACAUCCCGAGCACACAAUCAUGAGGUCAAGAAGGGUGAAAGGGAAUGUCCUCAUACAUGAACUCUGACCUCUUUAGCUGGUGUGGCUUAGAAAUCUAAAACCUUUCAUGUUUGCCGUCUUUUUAAUGAAGUGUUGACAUCUCUCUGGAUUCUUACCAGUAUUAAAACAAAUGCUAAAAACUGCACUGUAACUAUUAUAUGAAAACGGUUUAAUCCCACUUUGACUCGCUCCUCUUAUGAGGCGUGACCCACCCAAACAGCUCUUUCAUUGUAACACCAACUCUUAUUUUGGUAGGAAACAUACAGGAAAUGAAAGGGAACAAGUUAUCAUAAUUUUGUGUUUAACAGCAUAAUAUGUUUAUAUUUGGGCAUUUGGGUUCACAUAAUUAAAAAGUAGCAUAAUUGAUAUAGAGGUUUGGUUGAAGCAUCUUCUGCUGAUCAGAAAGAUUAAGUUACAAAAUGUCAUUUAUUUAAAAUGAACUUUCCUUUCCUUCUUGUUUUUUUUUUUUUACAGUGUGUCCUCUCAUUAUUAAAGUUUACACAUCCAACUUUGUUACAAGGGUGAGUAACGAACAGUAAUGGCUAUAUGCAUUAUUUUUUUAAUAAUCAUAGCAUAAUUUCUAUUGUUUUUACUGCCAUCUUCAUGCAAUCAUGACACCACUCCUAAUCCAGCAGGGUAAACAUUAAACUCAGCUAGUUUACAUGCCGUUCCAAAAAUCUAUUUAAUCAAUUAGUCUGACUGAAACUUUUAAACUACAUGCAAACACAUGUAUCUGGAUAAAAUCUGAUUGACUGAAGCUGUCGUAUCCUACAAACAAACAGUACAGAGCUGCCAGUGCAUGAGGCGUCCUCAUUGUUCCACAUGUAUCUGGUCAGUCACUUGCUAAUAUGUUUAUCGAUUGUUUUGGUUUGUGACAUACAUAGAAGGUCAAGUGGGAGAUGACCCAGUAGUAAUGAGGUGAAAAGGGUCAUGUCACCGCCUACUGUAGUGGAGGUGGACAUGCUUCUGUAAAAAAUUAAUUACAGCCCAGUGCUUGAAAACUAAGACAAGGAUAGUAGUCCAGUUAAAUCACCUAAUCUAAACCUAAACUAUGACUGUAGCUCGGCUUGACUGUGCAUUUAAACGUGCUGACUAUGAGGGACAGAUGUGAACAGGCAACUCUGAAAAUGUAGGCGUCAGAGAUCCUGAAAACCCGUAGAAAAAGGCUGAAGGUUCUACAUUUUUCUUAGCCUUAAACAAGACUAUUUAUCUGUACUGUACACUCCUGUGGGUGCAGCAGGUGUGAUUAACAUCUUUUAUUCUCUGGUAGGUUUGCAGUGACCUUGCGUUGGUAUGGUAACAUAGUGAACAUCCACCAUUUCUGUAUUUCUGUGAGUGCAAGUUGGCGUAAAAGACUGGAAUUCAGGUGUUGGCUGAGGCAAUGCUAGACAUUUUCCAUUGCAUCCAGACACUACAAGCCUUGUGAAAUAUCUGUUUGUUUGAUGGGUUUAUAACACCUCCAAAAGAGUUCUGGGUCUACCCUCUUGGAAGAUGUCCUUGUCAGAUGUUCAGACCACUUGAACUGGUAUCAAAGGAUGUAGGUAUACAAAAAAUGGCAGCAGAGCUACUGUUGCAGUUUGCUACAGAUAAUACAGUGGUUAAGAUCUUUAAAAAGAGCUUUGCUUUACUAGCAUAUGAGGCUUGACUGCUUAAAAAGAAACGUCACAAAUUGAUCUCAUUUAAAACCAUUUUAAACCGUCCCCAUGCCAGGAAAUAGAAAUGUUUUCCUGCUCUCUCUUUUCUAUCCUUCUACCUGUUGCGUGAAUGCAGUAUGUCUCUGACAGGUCAGACAUCUACCAUGCUAACCACCUCUCUAACAAAAGGAACAGGAGAUUUCUUGCUCUAAAAAUAGAGAAAAGUGGAGGAUCUGUAUACCUGCACUCACUCUGUUGCGAGGAGGACUAAUGAGGCUACGGAUUCGUGUGGGUGGACUGAGUGUAUGAAUGAGCUUUGUGUCAUCCUGGCAUAAAGGCUCGAAACAGCCUGAAUAGACCAUCAAAAAUUCAAUAUAUCACAUCCUGAGGAAACUGUGGACCAACUAUGGGGGAAAAAAUGUUGCUUUUCACUCAGGGAUCCCCUGUUCCAUUUUUGAUAGAGACCCCCGGCAAAUGCCAGUGUUGUUAGCUCUACCGAUGCUUUUCCUGCUGUUGGUGCUGGUUUGUAAUAUAGUAAAUGUCAUCACGGGGAUAAUACUUUAGCCAAUUGAUUAUUAGAUCAAUAAAAAUAUCUUAUUAAUGGAUGGAUUAAGUUUGUUUUUGAUGGUUGAGUAAUAAGCAGGACAAUGAACAAUGAGCAGAUGGUUAUGCAAAUUAGAAUCCAGACAGGAUGAGAUAAGUGCUGCUCACCCUGUUUGAGAUCUAAUUUGCACAACUACCUGUUCACUAUACAAUACCCUUUUUUCAUGUUUCUGGUUUUCUUUUGGUUAUUUAAAACAUUUUCAUCUAAAAUUGAUAUGGAUGAUGGAUGAGGAUGUGCUCUCACAAUAUAAUGCUCUGUACUUCACCAGGUCACGUUCCUAAUUGGACUUAAAAAAAGAGUUGGACUGAGAAAGAGGUGUUAAUUUUUCUUUUUCUGCUUAUCUUUAAAUGAGAGAUGCCCAAAUGAGAUUAGCUCAAGGUCACAGAGUUAUUCUUCAUUUUAAAGACUAAAUAGAGAGUGUGAUGUUUUUAAAGUUGUUUAAUAGUUUGAUCGGUCAUCGUGAUGCUACGCUUCCUGGUUGUAAUGCAGUUUAAACCCAGAGGUAAUUAGAGGUGUUGUUGCAAUUCACCCCCUGAUGGGCAGUUGGCUCGGGACUCUCUUUUGCUGUGUGAUUUUUCCUCUCAUUUGUCAUCAUCUUCUGGGUGUUGUAUUUUUAAACUUGAGAAAAUGUUAAAUUAGUGCUCUCAGCUCUCUUGGUGAAGUUCUUGCACUCUGUUUACCUUUUUUUUUCUUUUGCACAAAUCUCCAUCAUGAUGGACAGGGUUUUGAAAUACAUAUCACAAAAAGAUCCUUCUGCUGGGCAAACCAAGUUGCGACAUGAAACAAACUGCAAACUCCUGAAUGCCACGGAGCUUACCGUACAUCAGCAGAGGUGUUCUCGAUAUUUCAGCUCAGGAUGUCUGUUUAAGUCCUGCAGGAGCUGACUUCUUCAACACUGAUGCACAGUCAGCUCUAAAAACAGCACCUGACCUUCUUUGAAGCAGCACAACCAACAUGUGGGGAGACAUAUAAACAUUACUCUCAAACCUCUGUCUAAAGGGCCCUGAUUUUACUUUGAGGAGUGUUCAAAUACAAGCAAAUUUAACAUAUUAAUUUUCCAAUGACUGUUCUUUCACAUAUUCAAUUCCCCCAUCUGUUAAUAACCCUACUUGAUUAAAGCGUGUAAUCAUCUUUAUUCCUGUUUAAUCUAUUAAAGCAGUGUCAGCCAGCUCCUCCAGCUCUCGACUAUCUCAAGGACUUUGAGAAUAUGUGCGCCCGUAUGUGGCACUGAUGACAUCUCUCAGCUCAUUUUUCCCUCUGUUUGCUCGGGAUGAUUAAUGACAGUCUGUCUGACACACACAUAUACACACACGCACAUGCUCUGCUUCCCUGGUACAUUUGUUGUAUGAAUUCAGAUACCUCAAGUGAGUGUGAAACGUACCUCACCUGAGCAUCCAUUUGACCUGCUGGAGUCAGCUCCACCUUCAGGGCUUCUUCUUAGACCAACAAGAGAUUCUCCUCAGCUCGACUCUCAGCCACUCAGGCUUUGAUGGAAACCUCUUUCACAGUCUGGUUCAACUGACCUAUUAAUGAAACAUGAAGGACAGAAAUGUGGAGCUCUACAGUUAUGAAAUGUUUCACUUUUGGCUCAGCAUAAAAAUGUAUAGAAGGGGGAUGGACAUCUGAGGAUAUAAUGGAAAACACCUGACUCUUACAUUUAGUUAUUCACUCUAGUUCUAUUACACUGUGAUCUUGUGGAGGUGGGAUAAUUUUAAUCGAAGUGUGCUGACGUAAAGCACUUGACACUCAAACUGGGCUUUUUUGAUAUGUAUAUUUGCUGAAAUUACUGUCCUUGUUUCACUAUCUCAUGAUUUCAUUAUCUGCAAUUUAAAUGAAAUGGGAACUUUGGUAAUAAUUGCCUGCAAUUAUUGGCUAGCCGGCGCCCAUUAGCAUUUUGCUUGUUUCAUGAUUUAAAAGUGGCCUGUAAACGGCUGAGUGUAAUAGAUCUACUGGGAACAAUUACCUUUAAAAGGGAUGGUAAUGACAGAGUACGUAGGAAACAAUUCACCUGCUCCUGCAGCAACGAGCUUGUGUUCACUGUACGGCCACAGGAAGAAAAAAAAAGAUGUCUGACUUUAAAAUGUGGCUCAUUUGGUGUACAUAAACUUGUAUUGAUUAAACAAUUUGUAAGAGAAGGUUAGGCUUUAAUACAACAGCAGAAUACACUAUCAUGCCUUUAAAAGCUGUUAUCCCUGUGGAGUGAAAUUCAUUCACAGGUAAUAUACACUCUGGAGCCAGCACUGCAAUGGAGGGGCACUUUUCUCCAACCCUUCUGGCCAUCAGAUGAGCUGUUAUCGACAAAUCUGUCUGUCGCCUGUGAGGACUCUGCUGGAAUCUUUAAAAAAGGUCAAGGGGAAACUCAGCUCAAAAUUGAAAAUGUCUGCUCCAACUUACAUGACAAGAAAUAAACACGUUUUGUACAAAGAAUGCCCUGUAUGACUUUAUCUGCCUGUUUAAUUUGUAAUCUUAGUGUGCGACAGUGAGCAUAAGUCGGUAUAAUUAGCUCCAGAGUGGGUGUCAGAAAGUUUGCAUCAGAGAAUCAAAUCCAAAUUAUAGUCAGAGUUUGAGUAUUUCUUUAACAGAUGCUUCAGUAAAAACUUCACAAAAAGGUUGUGCUUCUUUUGUUCUGUGUCAUAGCAACACAGUCUUGCAUCUCUUGAGGCAAUUAGAAAAAGUACAGCACAUAACUUCACUUUUCAAUCAGACAAAAAAGUGCAAAGAAACAGAUGUGCCCCCUAAGUCUGAAAUAAAUGCUAACAUAAUCGUAAAUCCUUAAAAACACAUUUAUAUGCUUUUACAACAACCUGAAAUCAGGGAAGAAUAAACCAGAGGCACUACUUUCAUCUAGUCCGACAUUUACUGUUAUUAGGCUGCCACCUACUGGUGAUUUCUGCGCAUGAGCCCAUCGUGUUCUUUAAACAAGUCCACCACCAGGGGGACACUUCACUCCUACAAGCAGAUAAAGGAGCUUCAAACCCCUCAGAGGCAGACAGCACCACUUUUUGUCCUCAAUAGUACAAUGAAAUCAUUUUUCUGGCUAUGAUUUGAGCUGUUUUCUCUUACAUAAGUUGUUUUUUUCCUCACAAAUGCAAUCACACAUACUCCAACACUAUCUGUACUAUAACUUAUCAGAGAUAACAGUGAGGUUGACUUGCCAAACAAGCCACAUGUCUCAGUGCAAGAAUAACCCUGCAAUAAAUGCUGCUGUUUAUCAGUGAUAGGAGGCCAGAAAUAAAGAAAUGUGUGCAUGAAUAAGAGCAGUAUAAACACUGAUAACAUACCAUUAUUUCAUUGAUAAAAAGUUCAUCUUAGUGUUGAACCAGCCAGCUCAAGUAUUACUUUUAUAUCUGCUAUGAGUAAAAAGAGUUUUUUAAAUGUCUACAGUAUGUCCUGGAUGUGACUGUGAAGAAUUAAGACUGUGAUGUCUUUUGAAACCAGUUUUAUGACAUAAAGUCCUUUCAAAUACAAAAACUUUUAAACUACCAGGAGUGUGACAGUUUGGAGAUAAAUAAAAAGGAAAGAGCCCAAAUGCAGAACAAAAAAAGGAUUUGCAUAAAAAGACCUAAAUAAGAAGCGACAAAAACUUACUUUAAAUGUCUACUGAAAGAAAUUCCCAAAAAACACAAGAAAAAUCCAAACCAAACAAUUACAAGGAGAUACUUGGGACACUGGCAUAGGCACACCUUGACAAACACACAAUGAAGCAACAAAGAAACAAGGGAAGACGAUGAUUAUUUAUAACGAGAGGCAGGUGAGCCACUGAGACACGGGUGCAGACAAUUACAGAGGAGGGAAACCUGAGGAAGUAAAAUAAGACUAGAAACACAGGAAAUAAACUACUACAAAAUAAAACAGGAAACACUGAAAACUGAUAUAAAGAAUAAAACACCCUGAGAACAUAGGGGAAACAGGAUCAGACACAAACUGAAAACUCACAAGACAGGACUACAGGGGAACAGAAACACUGGGAAGAAACACAAAGAAAAUACACUCGGAUGAUCCAAACCAGGGGGAAACCAAAUACCAGAACAUAUCAUGACAAGAGGAUCUCUUGUAUGGCCCACUGUGGGCUGGCAGUGCUACAAUGUAAGCCUGGAGAAACAGUUACACUUUUAAAGAAAAAUCACAUGAUUUCACUGCUUUGAGGACCCAGCUGUGACAAGAGCAGAGCAGUCCAGCACAGACAAUGGCAGGACAGUAGUGCUGGACAAACUGUUCAAAUUGCCAGCCAGUCAUGUGACUAUUGAAAUCACAUGAUGGCAGUGAGGGGUCUGGAUGUGAGCUUUGGCAAAAUCAAACAGCAGCAUGAGGCAGUCAGUUUGAACUUCUACCUCUUUGGAAUACUAUGAGUAUAAAAAAAAAAGGAACAGACGGUUUAAAUGAUUUCACAGGAAAAUAAAGAACUUUCAGAGUUUUUGUGAUGAAAAGAGUCCAGCAAUCCUCUAUGACUGUUUUACUUUUGUCUAAUACAUAACGUUUUUAAAGAUUUUACACCUGAGCAUUAACCUGUGAAAAGUAUGCCACGUCUUAUCUGAGCAAUGCGGUUAUGAUGCUGUUUUUCUGCUAAUAACAAGGUCAAAUAAAAAUGGUCUGAGAACAGUAAACAAGGUGAGUUUACUCUUUAACUUUUUUUUUCUCACACUAAUCCUCUUUGGCAAGAGGCUGUUCAGCACUCCUCCUGAUAUGCAGCCACCGUGUUAAAUAUUAAACUAGAGGCAGAGAAAAGUUCAGAAUGAGGUUAACCCAGGUAAGAUGGUGGUGUGACCUUUUAAAGCGCUUGGCAAACAGAACAACUGUAAACAAGACAAGCAAAUUCAAUAUAACUUGUCCUGCAGCUUCGACAGAGGUCUUGACUUCCAUAAAACAUGUUGAUGAGAGAAACCAAACAUUAAAAUGUCAUUAGCUUUAUGAAACUGCAUCUUUAACAGUGUUAGUGAAUGUUAUUUUGACCAUUGUAGUUGUGUAUUUUCUCAUCCAGAGUAAUUGUUUACAAAGAUUCUUGAUCAACAAUGAAACAUAGGUGACCCCAAAUGAGCUGAAACGAGUUCAGUCACAUGUUUGAGUAACUGCGGUUUGACUGUCAGAGUGAGCUGUCAUAUUAAUCACUGUCUGUGAAUCAGCUGUAGGGGUUGUCUGUGGAUUACAUCAUCAUUAAAGUCUGUCUCUGAAGGAGAGGCUGCACCAGAUUCUUCCCUAUUCCUCUCUGCCUCUCCCUCUGUUUCAUACAGGGUUGCAUCCACUGAUAAAGGACUGUGAUUGGUCGAGAGUAACACCUGAGCAGACAGCUGGAGGUAACUUUGGAAACUGAUUGGCUGCUCAAACUGUGCUGUUCACGGGCACUUCUAAUGAAGCUGGCUUGAAUAGGGCCGUUGUGUGUGUUUGUGUAUACACACACAGGCAGGAACAGCAUCACACAAACACAUGGUUGCAGUCCAGCACAAUAACUGGAUGACGAAAAAGUUCCUUUGUAGAGCUUUUAAUGAUCAGUUUUAGUCAUAGAAGUUGAAUUUGAACACUGUGGUAAGUUUUCAAUUUGUGGUGUUAGCUCAUUUGUUCACAGACAGUGUUAAACAAUAAGGUACCAUGAAAAUGCAGCCACUAUCUGUACAUGCCGUGCUUAUCACCCAAAUGAACUUCCCUGCGAGAAGAUUACAAACCAAAGUGUUUUCCUUUAGAGUCAAGAGGCUACUAAAAGGUCAAUGGCAGUUAUCAAGCUCAGCACUUUGAGGUUUACAGUUGAUAAGACCAGCAGCCAGUUUUCCACAACAGACACAAGGUAAAGAGUAAACAGGACUGUUUUCUACUUUUAUAAAGUUUAUUCUGAGGAAGUAAAAAUUCUUGAUUUUUUUUAGCAUACAGUCAAACAACACUCAAAUGUUGGGCCACACACAAAGAGUAGCAGUAAAAUCAGCUGGCCUAGCUUUGCUCAAAGUUUUAUGAUGUGUUAAAUGAAAAAAUAGCUUUACAUUAGCUGUAAAGAUGUGAUUAUACUGCUUAUUAUAACACUUUAAGAAUGAACAUUUAAUAUAAGAAUUCAUCAAAAAGAUGAAAUACUCUUUAACCUGACCACAACACAUUAAACGCCACUGUUUCAGAAGCAGGAACAGGAAAACUCCUCUUAUUCAACUGUUUUUUGUUUUGACCAAACAAGUCAUCUUACUUUCAAAUUCGUCCAAUAAAUAAAGGGUUUAUCCAGCCACAAGCUGACUUGUGUCAUUGUUACAGGUUUCUCUGGUAGGUUUUACUUAAACAAAUGAUUUUUGGCUCAGUGACUCUCAAUCUGAAAAACACAGUUGAAAAGUUCAGCAAGAUGGAGACCCAAGCCAUUCAUUUUCUUUCCGACUUUUUCUCUUUAUUACAAAUAUAAAACAUUACUCUAUGCAAGAAUGUCUAUUCAGAUGUCCAUAGUAAGAGUGUCCAUGGAUGCCAGAAAACAGUAAACCUGUACCUUAAACCUUUUGCUGCAGUAUAAGACUGCAUUUAUCAAAACUAUAAGACAUCUUGCAUAGGAAACAUUUCUUCCCAUGUCUGCGGUGGUCACACAUUGCUCUAGUUAAGUGGUAAUGUGCCAGUUCCCCUGAAGUAGUCUGCAUACAACUUAAUCAUCAUUUAACAAUCUGUCAAAUUCCGCUACACUGUGAGAUGCCAUCAGUCAUCUGUGUUUGUUUACAUCAAGUAGAAGAGCAUUGGUAUGAUGGCAGCAACUACUAGCUGGAUCUGCACUCCCAGCCAGUAGUGGAUGUCUGUGCUGCAACUUAUAUUUAAUGAUUUUACCAGCAUAUCAAGCUUACAUUCAUCAAACCUAUUGAAUUUUCCUUCAGGGAGCAAUGAAGUUCUUCUUCAUCUAUUAAGAAAUUGUUGAACUGACUUGUAAUUCUGGUAUGACUAACAAGGGUUAUAACAUCAUUUAGUUGACUAAUGCUCAUAACUCCAAUCCUUAUUUUGUGCGCUAAACAAGCAAGCAGAUACAAAUUUGCUGUCAAGACAGGUGAAAUUCUUCUCAUUUUGUUGUCAGCGAGAAAAUACAAUAGUAAAGUUUGUUGAAUCCAGAAUAUGUUUACCCCUUAAAAUUCAACAUAUUCGCUUUUUUGGUACACUAUACCCCCCGAAAAAUAAAGAUGCUACACAGGAGUGAGUUAGGGAUCUGGCAGUAAAAAAAGGUGAACUGCUUUAAAACAAGUUUGGAGCUGAAUGCCAAAGAACAAAGGGGCUGGGAGAUUGCAUCCUGGUGCCACACCCUCAGGCUCUGGAGUCAGGGCCUUUAUGGCAUCCUUUUGUUAAGCUGCCUGAUACACUCGGUAACCAGAAUCCCCUUUCAUCUUCCAUGGCACAGAGAGAAAGCUGCUGAAAAGAUUGUUGUAUCCAGAGUACCUGCCGUGCAUUGAAGCAGUAGGACUAGAGAUAUGAAGAAGAUAUGGUUGAAGAAUUCUGAACAAAUUUCGAGUUGGUGCAAAAAGAUGGGUGGGUUUUGUUUUUAUCCAUGGUGCAAUAGCAAUAAAAACUGUUAAAGCCUUAAAGUCAUGUAAGUUUCAUAAAAGUGCAGUUCUUUGGCUUAUUUAAAAAAAAAAAAUAAACACAUUAAUUUGAAUUGAAGUAUAAACCUGAACUGUUUUCUUCACUGUCAACCAUGUGAGAGGAUAGAUUAGGAUGUUUCCCAUCAUAUUUCCUCAGCAAACUGAGGAAGGAAAUUGUCAAGCUGGAGUUUGAUAGAUCAAUUUAACAGCUGGUUCGGCAGGCUUCUCUUUUAGCUAUAAUUCAAUCCCUCCCAGACUAACGGCAUAAUCUAUGACACGCUUGAUCUGCUAUUCAUUUGAAGUGUCGUAGCAUCCUGCUUUAUCUUCUGAUGUGGCUGAGACCUCCUCCAUACAGGCGCUUGCUUUGCCGGUUGCUAGGAGCUAUUUGCUAUAUGUAAUUUUCAUGGUUAUUAAGGCCAUGCAUUAGCUAACAUAUGACUUGGGAUUUGAGCUUCCACAUUAAUGCACAUGUCAGCGUCAGCAGAAGCAGAAGGAGCUUAAUUAGCAGCAAAAAUCCUCCAAGGAUCUCACCAUUGUUUUUUAUUUUCCCUCUUUCAUUAAUAAAACAAGAUGUUUAAUGUGCCCUCUUGAGCUGAAACAAUACCAGGUCAUACAUAUCUGACAGCAAGUAUUUUUUUUUCCUUACUGUAUAUACGCUAUGGUAAAGGCAAUUUCUUACACACAUGAUAACUGCUGUAGGCAAAUAUCCUCAGGCACCUACAUCGCCAAGAAUUCUUAUCCAUUUGGGGAACGUACAAACACCUCUUUCCAGGGAAAAGCCUUCAACAAACUCAUUUUUACCUGAGGCAGAGAAGAAUACCAUUGUUGGAUCACUGGGGUGGUGUAGUAGUUUAAAGGCCUUUGGGAGCAAACUGUAGGUGCAACUGUUUCUUUUUGGCCUCCUUUACCCUUCCUGAAACUGUGAGGCUUUGGCAAUUUAUCUGUUCUUCUACACAGUCCACCGAAAUCAGGAUAUGAUGAAUAUGACUGAUGUCAUUAUCUAUGGACAGAGGCAAAAUGAAUGUCUCACACUGUUGGUUUACAACCGAACAAGUGUGUUUUAAAGAGGCCAUGAGUGAGGAUGUAGCCAUUAUAUUAGAGCCCUUAAAAAGCUAUGAAAUAGUGAGGAUGGAAAAUAAACUGCAGUUAUGGGAUGACUAAAUAGGAGAAUUUCCUCUGUGACAGUCUUAUCGCCUAAAAGGACACGCUGUAUUUGUUCAAGCCUUUCGCAUACAUCAACAGAAAAAUGAGACCUCUGACAAACACAAACUUGUCAACCCUCAAUAUACUUUCAUGCUUGACUUGUUUGGCACAAAAUAGUGAAAAAGCUCCAGUAGAGUGCAGCUGUGACAUUUUUAUUUAACCAGUCUGUUAUCUCUGCCGUUUUGAAAUAGCUCUCUCUCAUUCUAUUCAAGUUGAACCAGUUUAAACUCGGUCAAUUUGAAGGCAUAGUCUGGGGACUGUAAUAACUCCAAGAUGAGUUACAUAUCCAUACAAACUAACAUUCAAAAACUCAUUCUGGACCUACUCUUGUGGGGCUAAGGCAUCUUUAUCUUUAAAUUAUAGGAUGACAUGGUUAGUAACCUAUAAAAUGAAAGUGCUGGGAAUAAAGUAGCUUCCACUUCACAACUGUUGGCUGUUUAAGAUACAAGUCUGAAGGCCAGGAGCUCUCAAAGACCAAAGCUGAAGCAGGUAUACUGUGCACUCUGACGUGACAUAUUUAGAUAUAAAACUAAGGGAUGAGGUAGCUUGAUAUAAAAUAAAACGACAUAAAAUAACUUUGAAUAUGAAAGACAAGGGACGAAUUAGCUUCCUCUGCAAUAAAUUUACUAUCGUAAUUAUUAGGUCCAAUCUCAAAAACACGAUGGCAGACAUUGACAUUGCAGCGGGCAAACUCACAUUAUUUCUGCAAACAUGUGACACUAACGUGGUAAAGCUUGACAGAUACCAGGUUUACCAUAAAGCAAACGAUACAAUGACAGUUUUGGGUGUAACUGACCUUACCCCUUCCUAUUUUGCAUAUUUUUCUUUGUCAUGUCCACAUGUCUGCAGCAGACUGUGCAAAGACAGCACUGAUUUCUGCUAACGUACUCAAGAUUAUGUGCUGGUGACUUGCAACAAUUGAUAAGUAGAGCUUAUCUUAUAUUCUAUGGCUUAAGGACGGGGUAUGAUUACAACACAUCUUAUGUAAAGUUAAAGCUGGUCCUUUCAAUAUGAUAGCCUUUAGGUGUUUCCAGCAUAAGCUAAUUAGGUGCCGAUUGCAUCAUAUAUUAGCAUUAAGAGAGGUACUUUUUGUUCAUUUACUCUGCACUAAAUAUGCCCUUUUAGUAAAUAAAAAGGUGACCUAAGAUGGCCAAAUCGGUACUAAACUCCAGACUUGAUAUUUUGAUGGAAAGGUCAGUCCCAGUCCACCAGUUAGUCCCCAUGGAAAUGAGGAUUUCUCCUGCGGGGAACAUGACUGUCUUUAAAUACUUUUGUAGUAAUCCAUGAAAUAGUUGUUAGAUCUUUCAGCCUCAUCCAAAGCGGUGGACAAACAGACAAUAACAUUUCCAUCCCUAGAGCUAUGUGGCUAGUGAUGCUUCAAAGUUUCUGUGCCGUCAGUGCUUUUCAUGUUAUUCUUCAUAAUACAAUUGUUAGACUCUUCUUCAAUAGCCCAAGUAAUUAGGAUGUUGUUAUCUUUCCACAUGGCCCAGUAAAUCAGCCAUAAAAACAAAAGAUUAAUUAAUUUUAUUAGGCUGGCAUUGAAGCGUAACACUAAUACUGGUAAUUGCACCUUAAUUUGGUGAAAAUUUCCUGUUUGGUUGGGACUUAAGCACCAAAUUAUUACAAAAAAUACCCAACAACAAUGCAUUUAAACCCCCCAGACAGGCACCACAGAUAGAAAAUGACAAAUAAAGGAUUUUACUUGAAAUCACUGAAAAAGAAAUGUUCUCUGAUUGACAUGCUUAUGGUUUUUGUUUGUACAAAUUUGCUGUUGGUCAUGGGGUACUGCUUAAUUUUGCAAGUUGAUAUGCAUGAAGACAAAAAUGAUUCACCCAUGGUAUUUCUUUCAAAGUGCCAGCAGCAGAAAUAAGAAGAUCUGACUUAGUCUGAGACUUUUUGAAAGUUGAAAUGAAAAAAAUGUUUACAUUUUGGUUAUGUCAUUAAAUGCUGCAGCAAGAAGCAAAACAUCCACCUCAAGAAAUGUGGGUGAGGGUUGGUUAUCCCACUGCCCUAUAUACUCCUGGCUGGUUCGUACAUGCUCUUGCAAAACAUUGUCCCAUGUUGUUGUCGGUUCUUGAAAGACUAUGUCAUCCAGGCCGUGAACCUUUCGCAUUUUCAUUAUCUCUGACUGACGUGCAGGGGCCCUACAUGCCUCCUCUGCACACGCCUCUCAACAUGCCACGCCUCCUGUAACCUGAAAGUUCAACAACUUCUUGCCAACAGCUGAAAAAAAAACACUGUUGUGCCACUGCUCCUGUUUCCCAGACCCUGCUUAUAUAAAGCUAUAGCUGCUGAGUGCAGGACAAAUCAAGUAGUCUGUGAAGGUAGACAGCUGGCUGGAAGAAAAGAGAGUUUGCUUUAUGGGUGAGCUCUGUGAAAACUGAUAUCUUCAUUCAAGAAAGAUCACACUGAGGCCCUGCUUUAAUCUGGUAACUAUGUCCUUUAUUCUAUUACAGUGAUGGAUAAUGGGAAUAGGUUAAAAAUGAGUCACUGAGUAAAUUUCAUUUGUGUACUCAACAGUCAUAUCGUAAUUUUAAUUGUGUUAUCAACAGUCAUAUCUCCAUAGUCUUGAAUUUUGCCAAGUUGUCUUUUCCUUCAUUAUUUUUUGACAAAUACACUCAAAAAGGACUCAAAACGUUCCUUUUUAACAGAACUUCUGGUCCCUCCUCAUAGAUUCUUAUCUUGCUUUUACUCUUUUAAUAAGAUUUGUCUCUUGUUUUUUAACCAAUAACCUGUUUUUAUUCCUUUACUGUAAAAUGUCUUUGCUUUUAAGAAUGUAGCCCUUUGAGGUCGCUUGAUGUAAAGGGCACUACAAAUAAAAUGUAUUAUUAUUAUUAUUAUUAUUAUUAUUAUUAUUAUUAUUAUUACAUACAAUAAAUGGAUUGAAAAGUUGUUUUCAUGUCUGCAAGGAAGUGGGAAAGGACAAAAGUACUUAGUAGGACACAUGUACUUUAAGGUAUUUCUUUACUGUAUGCUUACGUUCAGUUCUUUGAAAAAGGACAUAAUAGUACAUAAUACUUUGAGGUAUUUCUUUCAGUUACAAUGUGUAUAAUUAGGUUGUUUUGGCCAUGAAAAUGCUGGAAAAAAAGGAUGAUCAAAGCAGCUCCUGUACAGUGUCCUUGAUUGUAUAACAGCUCUUGAAAUGCUCUUCACAGAUAGGACUAGUUGUGUUCUACCGCCAUUUAAAGUACUUCUCUGUUUCCACUUUCGCUUCAGCUCUCUCUCCAGCCUCCUGCCUGGUCUACUCAGCGCGUCUGUUCCGGACGAAGAGGGUGGUGGGGUGGCGCCACGUCAUAUCAGCCGCCGCGCUCUGAUUGGCUGACGAUUCUCACCCGACACAGCUGUGAUUGUUUUCUGCAGAGGAAGCUGUUGCCCCCGGUAUGAGCUCUGUGCUGAGGAAUGGAGCAGCACUGUGUGUUGUUUUCGUCCGAUGUGUGUCUGAUCGCGAAUGAUGUGAACAAACAACGUGAUUGAAGUCCUUGUUGUACCGAACAGGAGAACAAGGAGGAGAUCCUGGGUGUUUUAUUAUCUGUUGAGGCGCGGAUGAACAGGAGUGGAGGCUUCUGUUUGGACCAGACACUCAAGACGUCUGGAGAUCAAGGUAAGAAACAAGAAUUACAUUUUAUUUUCACACAAUUAUAAGUCAUAAACUGAUCGUUAAGUGUAUCAAUGCUGUCUCAUUUCUUAGACCAAAAGUGCCAAAUGCCCAGACUUGAGGACCACUGCUGGAGCUGCUCCUGUGCAUCGAGGGUUGAAACUAAACACUCAUCUGGAGCGAACUGGUUAGCAUCUAAAGCUGAAGAAAUGAUGUCCAUCAUCACCUCGAUGCUCAGCAAUGCAUACGGCUCUCUGCACGACGUCCGGACGGCCAACCUCAUCCGCAGGGGUCUGGUCCUCUUCACCGUGGGAGCGUUUCUCGCCCUGGUGCUCAACUUGCUGCAGAUCCAGAGAAAUGUCACCCUGUUUCCCGAGGAGGUGAUGACAACUUUGUUCUCGUCUGCAUGGUGGAUCCCACCCUGUUGUGGGACAGGAGCCGGUGAGUAAACAAGUUAAUAUGUUUGUUAAUGUGCAGCAGAACAGCUGAAUGGGGGUUAUCAGGAGUUUGCUGCUAAGUUUGGGACAAAGGAAUGUAGAGAGGAGGGGUCAGUGUGCUCCUGCUGUUUCCCCCUUUGGAUUGAGGCAAUAAAGUAAAAAGUAAAGCAAGAGAGUCGAUAAAGAAACAACAAAGAGGCAGCUUUAGGUCUUGACACGUUCAUGUAAGGUGAACUGAAACCAAAUCGAGUAGCAAAACAGCUGAGUUAUUAUUUAUUCUCUUCUUUUGAGCCAUUAAAAACACGCUGACUCUUCUAUCAGCGUCUGCACUAUCAGGUGGUUAUGACUCAUUAUUCGGCCUUGUUUUUGUUGGCUAUUUCAUAAGCCUUCUUCUUCGGGGCUAUAAUAUUCUAUUCAUGGUUUUGUCUGGCACAGUUAUGAAAAAAAAAAAGACUGGGUACAGAUGGCAGCGAAUCUCGAGCUCUGAUUGGCCGCAGCAAAUGGACACGAGGGUGAGCUGCGCGCUUAUUGGUCAGUGUCAUAACGGGUGAGCUGAGGGGGAGGCGCUUUAAGGCCAAGAACCCGGAAAUGAGGAGGAAAAAUAAGCGCGUCUAUCGUCAGCUCCUCCUCCCAUGUGCUCCAGGGCAGAAAACAAGUGAUUGAGGAGGUGUACUCUAGUCUUGACAGUGUGUUUACAUUGGCUUUCUGCAUUAUUAAUGGCUGUCAUUACCCCUGCAGAGACUUGUUAAAACUUUAUUAUAUAAACUAGGUCCAUACUUAGUUCAGUGACCUCAUUUCUGCAUAAAUGUGUCAGUUAUAGUUUUAUUACCUGAGAAAUUACUUAGGGGAGAGUGGGGUAAGAUGAGCCAUUUUUCAUAUUUCACUUCUUCACAUUCAUGUGUAUUUUUAUCUAUUAUACGCUAUUCAACUGGUACAUUUUUUCAUUAUUUUUGCAUAUAACUGCUAAAAAGCUGUUUUGUAAAAAGCCAUUUUAACAUGAGAAUGUCUUUAAGUGAUUCAGAACAUUCACAGCUGUAUUUUUGAAAAGAAAAAGUAACACAUUUCAACAAUCUGAACUCAAACUCUGAUCCUCUCAUCAGACUCCUUUACUUUCUCAGUUGGGCCAAAUGGCUCAACUUACCCCAGAACUACUAUUACGACUUUAUUAGUCCUCUAAGCUAAAAUGGUGGACUUUUAUGUUAGGUUUUGACCUUAUGUUGUAGCUCAUAGAUACCACAGUUGAUCUAUAAAACAAAUUUAAAAUGACCUUUUUUGGUCUGAACACAAUUCGAAUAAAACUGAUGACAGACAAAAUUCACUUCCAAGAGUGAAUUUUUUUUUUAUAAUAAUAAUAUAAUUAUACUUACAGUCUGUUUAUAGCCUUCAUAUUGAUAACCACAUGUAUAAUCUGUUCAUAGCCUGUACGUACUUAUACUCCAUGACAUACUCAUGUAUAUAUUCUUUCAUACCGUGUUCAUUUGUAAAUAUAUUUAUACUUGCUAAGCACUUCAGGAUGGAUGCAAACUGCAUUUCGUUGCUCUGUACUUGUGACAUGUGCGAUGACAAUAAAGUUGAAUUCUAUUCUAUUCUAAAGUGCAUGUUCAGCUAUGAGAACAAUCCCACAAAGCAGCUUCCUAAAACAUUUCCGCCUCCACUGUUUUGCAGGAUCAUUGCUUAUUUUGUGGUUCUUUUUGUUCCCCUUUUCACAGCUGUGGUCGGCCUGCUGUAUCCCUGCCUUGACAGCCAUCUGGGAGAGCCACAUAAGUUCAAGAGAGAGUGGGCCAGUGUCAUGAGGUGCAUCGCAGUGUUCGUUGGCAUCAACCAUGCCAGUGUUGUAUCCUUUUACCAAGAACUUUCUGGUGGAUUCAUGAGAGAGAGUUAAUCAUUUGUAAAAUAAAAAAAUGAGCUGUUUUGCUCUAGUUAAUUCAAGCAAAGGGAUGUCUCUCUCUUUACCCUUACAAUGCAACAGAUCUCAGUGCGAACAGGUUAUUCAAAUAUUUGCUCAAGAAUUUACCCGACUCUAUCGUCAUACCUGUUUGACUUUGUCCUUAACUGCCUUGUACCUCAGAAACUAGACUUUGACAACAACGUGCAGCUCUCCCUAACUCUUGCUGCCUUGUCCUUGGGCCUGUGGUGGACUUUUGACCGGUCCAGGAGUGGCUUUGGUUUGGGGAUCACCACUGCCUUCCUAGCAACCGUCAUCACACAGCUGCUGGUCUACAAUGGAGUCUACCAGUAAGUUAGAAUUUGCCUUUCAGUUUUCAUUUUCAGAGAACAAAACCUAUGCUGUUCUGUUUGUUUUCUUACACCCAAAACAAUUCAUGAGUUGCAUAAUGUUGAAUAUACAGCUCUGAGGUAGUGAAUGAGCCUGCUCUAGUUAAACAAGAAAGAUGUGUCAGCUUCUAAAUAGUAAAAGAAUACACAGCUGAGAGAAGGAAGUGUUUGUCACGAUUCAAGGCGCAAAAGGCAGCUUAGAAAACAAGGGAGGGAAAACUAAGGGGAAAUAAUUAUAUGUCAAUGUGCAGCUAAAAUAUUCCAUUUUUGUUUUGUCUCUUUUAGGUACACAUCCCCAGACUUCCUAUAUGUACGCUCUUGGCUACCGUGUAUAUUCUUCUCAGGCGGUGUUACCGUGGGGAACAUCGGGCGACAACUUGCCAUGGUAAAUUCUGCAACUGUCUUACACCUGUUAUCACAUUUCUAGCAUACCUUAUAUCAUGAACAGCUGAUUUCAGUCUUCUAACUAACAAGACAUCAGCAACCAACUGUUUCAGAUAUAAGAACAAAAAUAUGUCAGUUUACGUAUUUAUUAAAAGUGCUAUGAUAGCUCCCGUUUUGUGUAUCUGUAGCUCACAACCUUUAAAUAAUCCAAUAAAAAGGUCUAUUUUUGUUACGAGUCCACACAUCCAUUCAUAUUUGUCAUCAUCGGCCAUAAAAAUCUGUAGAUGUCAAACUCCUCUGCUUUUGGUCUAAACAGACUGACAGAAAGUCAGGCUACAAAGGAUUCCUCACACUCUAUUUAACUGUAUACAGCUAAGCACAAACGCCAAUAACCCUGUCAAAAGGUCCAAAGUUGCAGAAGCCCUUCUCCCUUCAUAAUUAUCCCAUCAAGUCAGCUUUGAUGUCUUCAUUAGACUCGUGCCCAGAAGCCUCACCUCAUUCUGUCUGUAAAGUAAGAGUCCUGUCACUCCCUCAGUUUGACUCAGUGAAAGCGUGAAAGCAGAUUAAGGGCUGUUGUUUUUCACAGUCGUGGCGGGACACAGAGCCAGUCAGGACUCGGCUGACCAGAGGGUCAUUUGCUACUCGUUGUUUUUGUUUGUGAUGAGGCCUGAGGAAUGUUGGCACAAGUCUGCACUCGUGGUUUUGUUCUCUUGUUUUUCUCGCUUUCGCUCCAGUGACUCAUUUAUGAGAGGGAUUUGGAGGAACAUGAGACUCUUCCUGAAAUCUGUUUUUUGGUGGCUCUUUUUUUUUUUUGGCAUAAUACAAAUUCCAGUAAAACAAUCUGUUCGACAUUAUUAACCAUGCUGAAUACAAAAAAGGCUUUACUCUGUCCAACUCUUGCACUCGGCUUUGAAGCUGAAUGGUGAUGAAUAAUACGAGUUAAUUUACAGUUACAGUCAGGUGUUCCACUUUGGAAUCAGUGUACAAACAGAUUUCCAGAGAGCUUUACAUUACAAAUGUUGAUGGGGGAAAAAAAAGAAGCGAGAAGAGCAAUUUCUAAAGCUGAAGAAGCAGUAUAGUUUCCUCUCUGGAAAAAGAAGUUGUCCAGAAAGAGGAACCAGUAGAAAAAUGUUUCCCUCUUUUUUAUCAUAAAGAGGAAGCAGGAUUGUAUUCCUGCUUCCUUGUAUGUGAGAGCUAUGAAUGGCAAAAUAAGUGUUAGUUUUUCCCACUAUUUACUUUCAGCUGCAGUUUAUAAGUGUUCAUGGUGGCUGUAUGGGGCAGAUGACUGUCUACCUAUGAGUCUGGUUCUGUUUAGGGUUCCUGCCUGUAAGAAGAGGUCUUACCCUCUGCUUUGACUAAGGGCUUGUUCAAGACAGAUUUUGAUUGGGACAUAGCCAGCGUUACAAAGGCUAGAGUACAGAACAGUAAUUUACGGUAAAUUAGCAGAAGAUAACCGUUGCGGUGACCAGUCACCUACGGCUUUAAGAGUGUCUCAAAUCCGUCUGCCAGUUGUCAGAAAGAGGUCCAAACCGACGGUCCUAGAUAUGCCAUCAACACUUCUUCUGUCUUUCCUCAGGGUGGUCCGGAGAAACUCCACAUGGACUGAGCAGCUGAAAACCACAAGAAGGACAGCCGUUGUAAAAAUGGACAAGUUUUGUGAAGAACGAGAAGAGUAACAGGAGAAAAACAGACUCGUUGUUUUGACUUCAUUCUUUGUUCUCUUAACAAAGUACGGGACAGAAGAAGCCCCUCAUCUAAUGUGCCAUGUCCUCUGCACCUCCCAGUGGCCAAACAACCACUUUCUCCCACCCCGUUGUCCUCCAUUAGCAUUACAGCUUCCUUCACACUGAGACCAGAGGACAGUAUUUGCCUUCUUUUGUUUCUUUGAAGUGAACUGCUUUUAUUUCAUGCUGGAAGUUUGUAUCCGUCUGUAGUUUGUGGGUUGAAAGGUUGUGUGUGUGUGUGUGUUUGUGAUGAAGUGUGAAUGUAUCCAGAUCUCAACAGAGGUGAAGUGUGAGAGGUGCUAAAAGUUUUGUUUCUAGCCUGAGUAUAAUAUGAUCACAAAAGGGAAUAUUGUAUGAGUGGGCAAAAAGACAAUGUCUUCACUCACAUAGAAAUGUAUUCAGACACCUCAGUUGCGUCACUGAAGCACAGUGGAGUUGUGUAAUCCCAGUCAAACCAAAUUAAGUAUUUAUUUUGUAAAUUUUGAAUGACCCCCAAACCAAAUGUACCGCAUGACUGACAAUGAACGCUGCACCAUUUUGAUUAUUUGUGAAAAGAUUGUGUUAAUGGUACGCUCUGUGUGGUAAAUACGUAGCGAGCACAGGAAGAAGGUUAGCUUAGUUUGGGAAAAUGCUGGAAACACAGGGUUAAACUACAUAUCUUUACCUUAAAUUAAUAUGUUUCUUGUUUGGUUUAAAGUUAAAAAGAAAAGCUACCUGUCUGUUGUCCUAAACACAAAUCAGCAGGCACCUCACAAGUUCAUUAACCAAGACAUUAAGACAUUGUUAAUUUGUUUCAGGCUAUAAAAGCUAAGCUAACCAGCACUGGCUACAUAUUUACCUCACAGACAUGAGAGCAGUGAAAUGAGGAGCUACAGGAAAUGUAUGAGGGAGUGCCAAGUAGCUUGACACCAGUUUGUACAGGCUGAUAUUGAACAGAUUUUCUUCCUGAAUGAGAAAAGGUCGUAUUUACAUCAUUAAGUAUUCACAGCUGUCUGUGAAAAAGUGUAGAUUCACAUUUUGUGUUUUGGGAAACUCCUCUGAGACCUUUGUUACGUUGUUUUGUCUGUUCUGGCAUGCUUCAGACAAACAGGCAGAGGAUUGUUUAGUGAGGAAGGAGGGAGAGGCGAGAUCUCAAAGCAUUAGUCUGGUUGAAAUGUCCCAGUCUGCGCAUUUUGAGUAAUUUUUUUUACUAUCAGGGUGAGGAAAGUCACAGCAGUGGAUGUUUUUUGAAUGAAUGUUAUGGGAGUCUACUACUUUUGCCAGCAUCUUUGAUUUUUGUUCAAUUAGUUCAAACUUUUUGUGACCAGGUGUUGAAUGUCCCAUACUUCCCAAUGUGACACAACUUUUUACUGGGUGAUUUCACACGAUCCCCUAUUUAAAUUUUUAUUUUCAAACAAUAGUUUGGGAACAUUAAAGGAGAGGUCUGGACAUUAUGACCUCAGAUUUGCAAUCUGUGAUUGCCGGUGUAUUAUAGAAUGUAGUGCUUUUGUCACUAUAACAGUUUAGUUUUAUCAUUUGUACAAACAUUAUGACAUUACUGCUUGUAUGUAUAAUGGCUUGCCUAUGUAAUCAGACCGGUAUUAUGACCAUACUAGACUUACAGUAGUUAGUGUUUGGGGGUCUAGAGAAUUAAGUGCAAUCAGAUUAUACAUGAGCUGAUUAUUCUUUAUUUAUUACUUUGACAAAAAGGCUAAAAAAUACAUAACUUGAGUAAGUAUAUGCAGUGUGGAAAAAAAAGCAAUAACAUUGUCUUUUUUUUUUUUGUCAGAGAUUACAUGCCUUCAGGGUCAUCUGAGACUCUCACCAGAGAAAUGACAUAAAGUACAUAUGUGUCAAACUGUUGGGACAAAAAAAAGAAAUCUCAUUUAGUAGCAUUAUGGAAGGAAACCUGAUUUAUUUUUUUAAAUACUCUUUGAAGCAGAUCACUUUGGGGUUGAAUCUGCAGACGUUCAGGUGUGUUUAACUGAAGAGGAAGCUUUAUUUUUCAAGGUGAUGAAGCACCUUUCGUUUCGAUGUUUUAGAGUUGUUGUGUGUGUGUGUCUGAUACUUCAGAUGUGUAUCAUUUUGCUACCAUGGAUUUAAGUGAAAAAUAAAAACACCUGACAAGGACAUUGGUGUGGAGUCU